AUGAAAAAGGUGGCUUAUGCUAAGUUGGUGGAGAUCAAGGAUGAAGAGAUGAAGCGAGUGAGCAGGGAAGAGUACAAGUUAGCAAAGAAGGAGGCUAAGUUAGACAUUACGGCUGCUAAGUCAGCAGCUUUUGAGAGUUUGUAUAAGGAGUUAGAGGAGAAAGGCGGGGAAAAAAGGUUAUUUAGGCUUGCGAAGGUUAGGGAAUGGAAGUGGUGGGAUCUGGAUCAGGUGAAGUGUAUUAAGGGGGAGGAUGGCAGAGUAUUGGUUAACGACGCCCUCAUUAAGAAAAAAUGGCAGUCGUAUUUUCAUAGGCUCUUGAAUGAGGAGAGAGACAGAGAAGUUGUGUUAGGGGAGUUGGAGCACUUCAUAGAGUGUCACAAUUUUGGCUAUUUUCAGUGUUUUAAGGUAGAGGAGGUCAGUGACGCCAUUAGCAAGAUACGAAGAGGCAGGGCGACGAGGCCCGACGAGAUCCCGGUUAAUUUUUGGAAGUUUUCUAGCGGGGCAGGGUUGAGGUGGCUGAACAACUUAUUUAACAACAUUUUGAAGAUUUCUAGGAUGCCCAAGGAGUAG
Molecule: messenger RNA, 570 nt
Organism: Capsicum annuum
Lineage: Eukaryota; Viridiplantae; Streptophyta; Magnoliopsida; Solanales; Solanaceae
Exons: 1
Coding region: 1-570 (189 amino acids)
Source: RefSeq, a predicted model, not a curated record